AUGUCAGUUCCUCCGCAAGCAUUUGUAAACAAAAAUAAGAAACAUUUCCUUGGUAUUCCGGCGCCUCUUGGUUAUGUGGCUGGUGUUGGUAGAGGGGCUACAGGUUUUACUACCAGAUCAGAUAUUGGUCCCGCCAGAGACGCCAAUGACGUAUCUGAUGAUCGUCACGCACCUCCCGCCGCCAAGCGAAAAAAAACUGAAGAGGAAGAUGAUGAUGAAGACUUGAAUGACUCAAAUUAUGACGAAUUUUCUGGUUAUAGUGGUUCCCUCUUUUCAAAGGAUCCAUAUGACAAAGACGAUGCUGAGGCAGAUGCUAUAUAUGAGUCAAUUGAUAAACGGAUGGAUGAAAAAAGGAAAGAGUAUAGAGAGAAGAGACUUAAAGAAGAUUUGGAGAGAUAUCGUCAGGAAAGACCCAAAAUACAACAACAGUUUUCGGAUCUCAAACGUGAACUGAAAAUGGUUUCCGAAGAUGAAUGGGCUGCUAUACCGGAAGUCGGUGACGCCAGAAACAGGAAGCAAAGGAAUCCAAGAGCUGAGAAAUUUACUCCUUUACCAGAUAGUGUGUUAUCGAGGAAUCUCGGUGGAGAGUCUAGUUCAACAAUUGAUCCUAGCUCGGGCUUAGCUUCAAUGAUGCCGGGAGUUAUGACACCUGGAAUGCUGACACCUUCAGGUGAUCUCGAUCUACGUAAGAUAGGUCAAGCGAGGAACACUUUGAUGACGGUGAAAUUGUCACAAGUUUCUGACUCAGUGAGUGGUCAGACAGUGGUUGACCCUAAGGGCUACCUCACUGACUUACAGUCUAUGAUACCUACUUAUGGCGGUGAUAUAAAUGAUAUCAAAAAGGCCAGGCUGCUUCUCAAGUCAGUGAGAGAAACAAAUCCUAACCACCCACCCGCUUGGAUUGCUAGUGCUAGAUUAGAAGAAGUUACUGGUAAAAUCCAGUCAGCCCGCAACCUCAUAAUGAAGGGUUGCGAGGUCAACCCCAGUAGUGAAGAGCUGUGGUUAGAAGCAGCUCGUCUACAACCACCGGACACAGCUCGAGCGGUUAUAGCUCACGCCGCCCGCAACCUGCCUCACAGUGUACGAGUGUGGGUGAAAGCGGCUGAAUUGGAACAAGAACCAAAGGCUAAACGUCGUGUUUACAGGAAGGCGUUGGAACAUAUACCAAAUUCAGUCCGUUUGUGGAAAGCAGCCGUUGAAUUGGAAAACCCUGAAGAUGCUAGGAUCCUGCUCUCAAGAGCUGUAGAAUGUUGUCCGACCAGUGUAGAACUAUGGCUGGCUCUGGCUAGACUGGAAACAUACGAAAAUGCAAGAAAAGUACUAAAUAAAGCACGUGAAAAUAUACCCACUGAUAGACAGAUCUGGGUAACAGCUGCUAAGCUUGAAGAAGCACAAGGCAACACUCAUAUGGUAGAAAAGAUUAUAGACCGUGCCAUAACGUCGCUUAGCGCUAAUGGUGUCGAAAUAAACAGAGAGCAUUGGUUCAAAGAGGCGAUGGAGGCUGAGAAAUCUGGAGCAGUUCAUACUUGUCAGGCAAUAAUUCGUUCUGUGAUCGGUCACGGCAUUGAACCAGAGGAUCAAAAACACACUUGGAUGGAAGAUGCUGAUGCUUGCGCCAACGAAGGUGCGUAUGAGUGCGCCCGUGCGGUGUACGGGUAUGCGUUAUCAGUUUUUCCCUCCAAGAAGUCAAUUUGGUUAAGAGCCGCCUACCUCGAGAAACAACAUGGUACGAGGGCGACGUUAGAAGCUCUGUUACAGAGGGCAGUAGCUCACUGUCCUAAGAGCGAAGUCCUAUGGCUCAUGGGGGCGAAGUCCAAGUGGCUAGCGGGUGAUGUGAGAGCAGCAAGACAGAUCCUGUCGUUAGCUUUUCAAGCUAAUCCUAAUUCAGAAGAAAUCUGGUUGGCCGCUGUCAAAUUGGAAAGUGAAAAUAAGGAAUAUGAUCGAGCCAGGAGAUUGUUGGAGAAAGCUAGAGCAUCAGCACCCACACCUAGAGUCAUGAUAAAAUCAGCAAAACUAGAAUGGGCUUUAAACAAGUUAGACGUAGCUUUGAACUUGCUGUCUGAAGCUAUCACUAUAUUUGGUGAUUACGCGAAACUACACAUGAUGAAAGGACAGAUAGAAGAACAGAUGGGGAGAGAUAGUGACGCUCAUAACACAUACACACAAGGGUUGAAGAAAUGCGCUACAAGUGUCCCUAUGUGGAUAUUACUGUCGAGACUAGAAGAAAAACUCAAACAUAUAACUAAAGCCAGAUCUGUGUUGGAGAAGGCGCGACUCAGGAAUCAAAAGAAUGCUGAGUUAUGGUUGGAGAGUGUUCGUUUGGAGCAGCGGGCUGGUUGUGUCGAGGCGGCCGGGUCGUUGUUGGCGAAGGCGCUCCAGGAGUGUCCCACGGCCGGCAGACUGUGGGCACUGGCUGUGUUCAUGGAGCCGCGCCCGCAGAGGAAGACUAAGAGUGUGGAUGCUCUGAAGAAGUGUGAACACGACGCCCACGUCCUACUAGCGGUGUCGCAGUUGUUCUGGACAGAGAGGAAACUAAAUAAAUGUAGAGAAUGGUUCAACAGAACUGUGAAAAUCGACCCAGAUCUCGGUGAUGCAUGGGCUUACUUCUACAAAUUCGAAUUGCUGCACGGCAACGAACAGCAACAAGAAGACGUUAAAAACAGGUGCAAAGCAGCCGAGCCGCACCACGGAGAGAACUGGUGCAAAGUUUCCAAGGAUAUAGCCAACUGGUGUUACAACACGGAACAGAUAUUACUACUGGUGGCUAAGAACCUACCCGUGCCCACAUAG
This is a messenger RNA of Danaus chrysippus (African queen), 2790 nucleotides long. NCBI's taxonomy places the organism in Eukaryota, Metazoa, Arthropoda, Insecta, Lepidoptera, Nymphalidae. The record is from the annotation of a GenBank genome assembly.